UCCAUAGCUGUGUGCUACACGCACUCGGGACCACGUCCGUAUGUAAAGCUUGAAAUAAACUCCUGGAACAAUCUUCAGAGACUAUGCAAGUGUAACUUAUUCAAGAAUAGAUAUAUUUGACCACAGUUUCGCCGUACCUCGAUGAGAUAGUAAAGCGUAAAUAUUAAACUUCGAUUUUUAGUGUGACAGCAAUGGUCAUAUGAAUUGCCUAAACAUCAGUGAGAGAAAGAGAAGACAAAAAUUUGUAUGUUCUGUGCUAUGGAUCGGAAUAAACUGAUAACAGUAAUAACUUAUGUGAAAGAGUGAUUCACGGAAAUCAGGAAUGUGGUGUGGCAAGCAGUGCUCGGGGAUAUCUUAGAGAUCUGUGACUCAUCACCUCAGCUUACAGCUCCGUGAAGACUAACUUCCUAAGACGUAAAAACACGCAACAGCCAGAGUGGAAGGAGAACACAUGCUUUCUUCUUACGCUCUUUGCGAUAUCACAUGCUCACUGGUCUGGAUACUUACUCGUUGAAGACAUACAACUAGUGCUGCGAACUGAAGGCUCUAGACUUGAAUUCGGGAGGUGCUUGGUUCACAUAUCGACCGGAAUACUAGUUACACAGGUGUGAUGUCCAAUGUUGGCCAUAAGAAAAGCAAUUCUGACUGGGAGUUGACCACAAUGGAGAGACGCUACUCUGUCCCUCCUCCUGCAAACAAUGCUCCUGGCUCAACUGCAAGCCCGCAGGAUCCACAUCAUGCCAGAGGACAACCACCUGUAAAUCCAAUCGGUGGACCAUCAGCGUCUGAGGAUCUUCAUGCAUGGUCUAUCUAUAGGCAAAAUCUGAACUCUGAUUUCACGGAUUCUGCUCUUGGCUCAAGUGAGAAGUCUCCUCUUCCAUAUGGGAAUUUUCAGCUUAGGGAAUCCACUGUUCAGUCAAUACUCAGCCAUCCUCGAUAUGGACCAAAGUCAGCACUUGGAGCCAACAUGUAUACAUACCUCAAAUUUGGCUUGCCAAGAGUGUUCCCUCCAUCACGAGGACCCAGAGAUGGGUCCAGUGGGUACGAUUCAAGUGAUGAUGGUUCUCCAUACCUGCACAGACAGGGUCGUAAUUAUCUCCGAUCACGCAGUGAUCCAGAUUUUAGAAAUCAGCCCCUCCAUCGACCUUAUUCAGGGCAUGGACCAAGAGCCGGUCCACCAAUGGUAGUGGGUGCUGGACGAGGGGAUGGUUGGGUAAGGACCAAAAGUAACAGUGAAGCCAACCUGCUGUCUGUGCAGGAAGCUGCGUAUUUCAGACACCAACAGGAGCAGCACCGUAGAAGUGUUCACGAUCUCCGAGCUCUGCCAUAUUCUGAAAUGGAAGGGCAAGCUGGUUCACGCCGUAGAAUGUCUAAAGCUGGUUCCCAUGCGAGUCUCCCACAUAAUCGCCAGAGCUCAACGCUGCACCAUGGUGGAGCACCUGUUUCACCCAGGGACGAAGCUGUGGCAGCCAUGACACUCAACAGUCGGCUAGGUCCUGUUGCAGAGGCUUCCAUUGUACCAAGAGAAACUUAUUACACAGAGCAUAUUGACACUGCAUUCAAAUACCCACAUUUGCAGGUUCGUGGACUUGAAGUAGAGUCCCAGUCAAGCAGGCAGCUGAUUCUCCUGCAGGGAGUUUCAUUUGAAGUACACGGUGGUGAGAUCAUGGCUGUUAUGGCAACAGCAGAAGAAGAAGGCACAGGCCUCCUAGAUACACUGUCUGGCCGAUCAUCAAACAUCGGUAAACACCGUGGGGUUAUAUUGCUCAAUGGCCAGUCUGUUUCACCCAGUCAACUAAGGGAUAGAGUGGCAUAUGUACAAUGCGACAGUCGCUUGUCUCCGGACCUCAGUGUCAGACAGGCCCUCAGUCUUCACCACUGGCUCUGUCAUUCCAGUGGUCACCACAGCAAGCUCAACACUAAGGAUAGGAUUGAUGCUUUAAUUGAAGAUCUGGGGUUAGAUCAGGUUCGCCACACGAAAGUCUCUGGACUGACAACAUCUGAGAAACGUCGCUUGAAUGUAGCGUGUCACCUGCUACUUGAUACUGAUAUUGUAGUCUUGGAUCAGCCUACCAGAGGGAUGGAUAUAUUUGAUACGUUCUUCCUAGUUGAGUUUCUCCGUCAGUGGGCUGCUACUGCAGGAAGUAAUGGUCCAGCUGCUAUUACACCAAGUGGCAUCAGUGGAGGGAGAAUAGUGAUCUUGACUCUCCAUCCACCGACAUAUGAGAUCUUCACGAUGCUGUCACGUGUGGCACUGAUCUCUGCAGGUCGACUGAUGUUUAGUGGCCGCAGACGUGACAUGCUGCCAUACUUUGCCAUGGUGGACUAUCCUUGCCCAGCAUACAAGAAUCCAUCUGAUUACUAUUUGGAUCUUGUCACACUGGACGAUCUUUCUGCUGAAGCAAUGCUGGAGUCAAGUCAGAGAAUAGGGCAACUUGCCGAAACAUUCAGCCAAGCACAGGAGCCUCUCACAGAACCUGGACCACCUAUAGCAUUGCCGCCAAAGUUGAGACAAGCAAACUUCCUCACACAGUGCUUUAUUCUAAUUAUGCGAGCGUUAAUAUUAUCACAACCUAUUAGCUUAGUCCGCUGGCUGAAUCAACUGCUGUUAGCCGCUCUCAUGUCACUCAUUAUUGGUGCUAUCUGGUGGGAUGUUCCUGGCUCUGAUCCCCAGCUGAUAUAUGGUGAUCGACCAGGCUUCCAUUAUGUAAUGGCUACAUUAGCCCCAUGGCCUAUUUUGUUACUGGCACUGGGAGAAGUUGGCAGAGAGAGGUGGUCAGUGCAUCGGGAUAUUAGGGACCGAUUGUACUAUAGAAUUGUCUACAUAUUCACAAAGGUCUUGUACAACUUGCCGGCUUCUGUGUGUGUUUGGCUCGCAUAUUUGGUUCCGGCUUACUCCAUGACAGGCCUGCAUAUGCAAGGAAAUGAUGCGACAUCAUUCUAUACGUAUGUUGGCCUCAUGUUGGUAUACCUGCUGGCUCUACAGAUGUUAAUAACAGCCCUUGGGUAUCUGUUCAAAUGGAGACAUAUAGCUGCCAUAGUUACAGGCCUGAUAGUGACCUGUCUGGCUCUUGUAUCAGGACUACCAGUCCAUCCUGCAGACCUUGGUGUAUGGUGCAAAUGGCUGGGAAUAAUAUCUCCUGUCAAGUGGAUACUUCCUGUGCUGAUAGCCAGAGAAUACAGGCCCAGUGCUGUAGCGUCCAGUGCGGCACUGUGUAGAAACAAACAGGUCCAGCAUCAGGACAUCAUUGUGCAGUUAACGUGUACUCCGCCCAAUGGGACAGCAGCCCUGCAGUACCUUGGUCUGAGCCAGGACCCAAGGCAGCCAAACUAUAUGCCCCCACUAGCUGUAGCUGUAUUUUGGUUCCUGUGUCUUCUUGUAGCAGCCAGCUGUUUCCUCAUAUGCCGAUAUAAGCCACAGCUUCCCCGCAACAAUCCAAACAAGCCAUGAUGAAAUCAUAGGGCAUGGCUUGUGCCAGGGAAUGUUUCUGAAAAGGAGAGAAGAAAGCCACUGGAACAGAAUGAAAGACAUACAAGACUAGUGCAGUACAGAGAACUUAGAAGUGCAAUAUAGAAUAAAAAUUUCUAUAUUUAGGGACAUAAAAAUGCAAUCAAGUAAUAGAAGAACAAAAACCUGAAAGAAAUGUUCUGCUUGAUGUAGCAUUGGUUUUUAGCAGUAAUGUCCCUCUGAACAAUAUGCAUGUGUCAGGGACCACAGAGCCAUACAUAUCAAUAUUGAGCCAGUUUGAUAUAAUGAACACAUAUGUACCGCAAGAUAGGAUCAAAUAAAUAAGAUUAAUAUGACCUCCAGUAAUGGCAUACGAAUCAGUAACUGAUUACAUUUUGAAUUGAAUUUAAGACAAAAUUAUGAAUGCUGUUAUAUUUACAGAUGCCAAACAAGGUCUGAACUUCCACAUUGCAUUCACCUCCACAUUAUAUCAUACAGAUUUUGCUUACAUACUUCAUUUCAUGCUUGUCUCUUACUAGUUAUAAUAGCAAGACUAUUUUAUGUAUAAUUUUUGUUAAUUGCUGUAAAUUGGUAUCAGUUCAUACAGAGUUUCCUGUUACAGCUGGAUACCCCUGAAACUGGCUGAAAAAUGUCAGGCUUUAUAAUUAUUUAUUAAUUAAAGACUGGAUGCACUAGAAGGUAUUUGUUAUAUUGAACCUAAUUUAAGAUUGCAUCAGUAACAAUGAUGUGUAAUAAACUGAGCAGUGUAUUUGGAAAAAGAAAAUCGGCGUUU
This is a messenger RNA of Cryptotermes secundus, 4241 nucleotides long. Its product is annotated as ATP-binding cassette sub-family G member 8. Gene Ontology annotation, cellular component: plasma membrane. Gene Ontology annotation, molecular function: ATP binding; ATP hydrolysis activity; ABC-type transporter activity. Lineage: Eukaryota; Metazoa; Arthropoda; Insecta; Blattodea; Kalotermitidae. The record is from RefSeq and is a predicted model, not a curated record. The transcript has 17 exons. The coding region runs from base 611 to 3451 and encodes 946 amino acids.